UCCUACACAUCCACUACACAAUCUGCCAAACAAAGUUCACAUGCAUCUUUUAGUUUGUCUGUGGUACUAAGAGAGAGAAUAGUUUGGGCUUGUGUUUCCCAACUCUGAUCUACUGGCUAAGCUAGUAGAUUUGGCAGGGCAGUGCAGGUGCCUCACUUUGCUUUUACCCAGUUGGCAUUCUUUCACCAUUAUCCCCUAUACUCACACUUUGCCUUACUUCUCAGCCACACCACUAGCUACAAUCUUACCCACUCCAUCCUUUCCUAGCCUCAAACUCAAACUCAAACUCAAACUCACUCUUUUUUGUGUUCUCUUCUUGGAGUUUUUCUGCAAUGACUUCACCUCCUCCUGUUUUCUUGUUUUUUUGCUGCUUCUUCUUCUUCUUCACUCUGUCCUCACUCCCUCUUCAUGUUGUGGCACCACCACCAAAACUAGCCCAUAUUCCUGAUCCCCAGAUCACUGUCAUGGGAAUGGUUUACUGUGACAUCUGCUCCAAUAAUUCCUUCUCCAGGCACAGCUACUUCAUGCCAGGUGUGGAAGUGAAAAUCGACUGCACAUUCAAAGCAAGUUCACCAAAAACAGCAGAGCAAAUACAAUUCUCAGUGAACAGGACUACAAACAGGUUUGGUAUUUACAGGUUGAUGAUACCUUCAGUGGAUGGGAUCGAGUGCGCCAGAGAGAAUGAAAUCGGGAAUUCAUGCCGGGCAAGCCUGGUGCGGUCCUCAACCUCAGCCUGCAGUGUUCCUGCCUCAAUAACCACAACUCAAGAAGUUACCGUCAAAUCCAGAAGUGCCAAUACCUGCAUCUACAGCCUCAGUGCUUUGACUUUCAGACCCUCCAAGAAAAAUGCUGCAUUAUGUGGAAAUAAGCACUAAAGGAACACCAAAUUUGGUUUUCCCUUCUCAUCAUAUAUAUUGUGUGGAUAACAUAUAUCCUUCAUUAUCAUACUCUCUAUUUCUGUCUGCUUCCAGUUCUCUAUAAAUGCAUUCAUAUUCAUAACUUUAAAGUUGAAA
Molecule: messenger RNA, 1013 nt
Organism: Ipomoea triloba (trilobed morning glory)
Lineage: Eukaryota; Viridiplantae; Streptophyta; Magnoliopsida; Solanales; Convolvulaceae
Exons: 2
Coding region: 333-875 (180 amino acids)
Source: RefSeq, a predicted model, not a curated record